AUGUCGUCCCGCUCAGCAUGGCGAGCUUUGCACUACAGCGCAAAGCGUCGCGCUUUCCAACCCCCCACCCCCUACCGCUGUUUCUCCUGCACCACCCGCGCCCAGAGCAAGCCAGAAGAUGAACGCAUGACACACUUCGGGUUCACGAAUGUGCCCGAAUCAGAGAAGGAGACACGAGUCGGCGCAGUCUUUAGCUCCGUUGCCGCCUCCUACGACCGCAUGAACGACCUAAUGUCCCUAGGCAUCCACCGCCUCUGGAAAGACCACUUCGUGCGCUCCUUAAACCCAGGCUCGUGCCUACCAGCCCUGACAGCUGACCAACGUGGCUGGAACAUCCUCGACAUAGCCGGCGGCACCGGAGACAUCGCCUUCCGAAUGCUAGACCACGCAACAAACAUCAACCACGACAUGGAGACGCGCGUAACAAUCAGCGACAUCAACGCCGACAUGCUAGCAGAAGGCCGCAAACGCUCCCUCGACACGCCAUACUACAACACGAACCGGCUUUCUUUCGUCGAGGCGAACGCCGAGCACAUGCCGCAUAUCCCGGACGCUUCCGUUGAUCUGUACACUGUUGUGUUUGGAAUCCGCAAUUUCACGGAUAAGCAGGCGGCGCUGAAUGAGGCGUUCCGGGUUCUUAAGCCUGGUGGUGUUUUUGCGUGCAUGGAGUUCUCCAAGGUUGAUAACCCUGUCCUGGAUGGGAUUUAUAAGCGCUGGAAUUUUAGUGCGAUUCCGCUUAUUGGGCAGGUUGUUGCUGGGGAUCGGGAUUCUUAUCAGUAUCUUGUUGAGAGUAUUGAGCGAUUCCCUAGUCAGGAGGAGUUUAGGGGUAUGAUUCAGAAGGCUGGGUUUAUGAUUCCUGGUCAGGGCUUUGAGAAUUUGACUGGUGGUAUUGCUGCUAUUCAUAAGGGUAUUAAGCCGAUUGUUAAGGCUUGA
Molecule: messenger RNA, 933 nt
Organism: Penicillium arizonense
Lineage: Eukaryota; Fungi; Ascomycota; Eurotiomycetes; Eurotiales; Aspergillaceae
Product: class I SAM-dependent methyltransferase
Exons: 2
Coding region: 1-933 (310 amino acids)
Biological process (GO): ubiquinone biosynthetic process
Molecular function (GO): methyltransferase activity
Source: RefSeq, a predicted model, not a curated record